AUGCCAUCCCCGACUCACCCCAAACCCUUCUUCCUGGGUCUUGAUGCUUCUACACAAGCCCUCAAAGCAUCAUUGCUGUCCAAUAACCUCGAUGUCAUCGACGAAGCAGCAGUCAACUUCGACGCCGACAUCCCUCGCUUUGGGACGUCGGGAGGUGUCCUUUUGGGACAAAAGGGUAGUGGCGAGGUGUACUCGCCCAUCAUGAUGGUCGUUGAGGCGAUGGAUCUCCUCAUGGACCGCAUCAAACAGAAAGCUUGGCCCGUAGGGGAUAUACGGGGUGUGGCAGCCGCGGGUCAGCAACACGCGUCUGUUUACUGGAGCAGAGAUGCGCCAGUCAUCCUCAGCCAUCUUGAUCAUACCAGGACUCUUGCUUCUCAGCUGGACGGGGCAUUCGCCUCUGCCCGUAUGCCCAACUGGCAAGAUUCAUCAACGACAAAGGAGUGUAGGGACAUUGAGGCACGGAUGGGCGGUCCCGAGCGAGUUGCCGAGGAGACCGGAUCCAAGGCUCACGAACGAUUUACUGGACCUCAAAUCAUGAAGCUGCGGCGCAACGAUAGAGCUACAUACGAUGCCACCUUUCGCAUAUCCCUCUGUUCGAGCUUCAUCACUACGCUUCUUUGUGUCGACGGCGAGAUCAAGGGCAUAGACGAGAGCGAUGCGUGCGGGAUGAACCUUUGGCAGAUGAACACUACGGACCGAGGUUGGCACAAGGGCAUUCUCCAGGCGAUUGUUGAGAGCUCUGACACUGCUGACCUCGAGUCCAAGCUCGGAGCGGUAGAGACCGACGGGGGAAGGCCACAAGGACCUAUCGGAAAGUGGUACCAAGAUCGUUAUGGUUUCUCGCCGGAAUGCCUGGUUUUCCCUGGUACCGGGGACAAUCCCGCAACGUUCCUGAGUUUGACCUUGAAACCGUCCGAGGGCCUCGUAUCGUUGGGCACAUCUGACGUUGUGCUGGUCUCAACCUCGACUUACAAUCCUGACCCGGAAUACCACGCCUUCUUUCAUCCGGCGCACGUUGCUGCUGAAUCGGGACAGCCCAACGGCACAAGUACCUCCCGAUACUUCAACAUGCUGGUUUACAAGAAUGGAUCGCUCGCCCGACAACAUGUCAGGGAUAAGUACUUUGCCGGAUCGUGGGAUAAGUUCAAUCAAGCUGUGGAUGAAACGACUCCGUCUAUUGGCGAGCUCCCAAAGCACACGUCCUUCUGGUGGCUGCUGCCCGAGAUCAUCCCGAGCGGAGCCGAUGGCGUCCACAAAUACGUCGCAGAACGUGAGGGCCAGUCCGAGCUGGUCGAUGCCAGUUCGGCUCGGCGAGUCGAUACCUUUGACGAUGUCAGACAAGAGGCGCGCACGAUCCUGGAAUCUGCGUUCUGCAAUUAUAGGUCACGGGCAUCAUCCAUUCUUCACGACUCUGACACACCCGCGGCACCGGCCACCCCUGGCCUGCCCGUGGCUCUGCCAAGAAUGACCCGAGUGUACGCGACUGGCGGUGCGAGUGUUAACCGCAGCUUGUUAUCGGUGCUUGCGGAUGUCAUGAAAGCACCCAUAUGCAAGAACAUAGAAUUCGAUUAUGGGUCCCAGGAGUGGAAGGACGCGAGUUGGAAUUCUUGCUCGGUGGGAGUGGCUUACAAGGCAAAGUGGGGUUGGGAGAGGCAUACAGGAGAGGAUGUCAGGCGCACGAUUGACUUCGACAGCGUCGUCGCGGAGGCACGGAAAGCCCGUGGCCAGCUGCGUGGCAGCAUGGGUGAUGACAUCGAUCUGGAGGACGAAGGUAUUGCGGUCGUCGCCUCCCCCGGUCCGCACGCUGCGGUGUACGAGAAGAGUCUUCGAUGGUGGCAGGCUCUGGAGCGGAGGGCCGUGGAGGAGAGGUGA
Messenger RNA from Kockovaella imperatae, 1872 nucleotides. RefSeq names its product xylulokinase. Gene Ontology annotation, molecular function: D-xylulokinase activity. Gene Ontology annotation, biological process: xylulose metabolic process. Gene Ontology annotation, cellular component: cytosol. The record is from RefSeq and is a predicted model, not a curated record. Lineage: Eukaryota; Fungi; Basidiomycota; Tremellomycetes; Tremellales; Cuniculitremaceae. The transcript is spliced from 5 exons. The coding region runs from base 1 to 1872 and encodes 623 amino acids.